AUGGCCAGUCAUAUCAUUGGCAAUCGCAACAGCACCCCUGAAGCCUCGAAUUCAUCUCUCCGUCCUCCAUCCUCAUCGCGAAACCUCGGAUCGCACCAGCUGCGGGCGUCGGCAGACAUGUCCGGGUUUCCUUCGCCGCUGUCCGCCCGAAGCAUCCGCCCAUCAUCGGAAGUCUUUUUCAAUCAACAAACCCAAGGUCAGAAUGCGACAGAAGAUGCUUUGGACCGUGCCGCUCAGCAAUGGCUUGCGGAUAUUGAUCAGUACGAAAUUACACUGGAAGAAAUGGCAGCUGCCACACUUGAUCAGGACUUUAAGGAUGAACUCAGUGCCAUCGAGCAGUGGUUCCGUGUUCUGAGCGAAGCUGAGAGAACUGCAGCCCUAUAUGCCUUGCUGCAGCAGACUACUCAUCUGCAGAUCCGGUUUUUCAUCCAGGUUUUGCAGCAAAUGUCCCAGGGCCACCCGAUGUCCGGCCUGCUCUCCCCUGCCAACUUUGGCGAAAAGGAUGCUAUGUCCAGCCGUCUAAGCGAUGCCAUGUCAAAGCUUAACAUGGACACCUCCUCUCGGAACUCCCUCGGACGACCCCCGCCAUCCCCUGGUGCGAAGCGCAACUCCGUCCUCGACCCUUCUACUAUAAAUGCAAUGUUCCCGGAUGCUGCUGCGGCCAUUGCGAAGAAGAAGGCUGAAUUUACCCAGCAAACUGGGAACGCACCUCCGUCAAACCGCAAUAGCGCAGUUUUCGAUCGUGCCUCUUUCGUGGCCCCCACUAUCUCGGCGCCUGAUAACAAUUCGGACGGCCUGGGUCAACAGCCUGGCUCUCCAUGGGCUCAACGUGGUGUUUCGGACACGCAGCCUCCGAUCGCUCGGCCUAAGUCAUCCUCCGGACACCAGCCUAUGGGCCAGUUCAGCCAGCCUUCUGGCAUGCGCUCGCCUCUCCCCCAGACUGCCAAUAUUCCUGCUCCUGACAUUGAGCCUCCCCUGCUUUCGCCGUACAACGUCGGCAAUCACAGCUGGGCGUCUAUGACCAAUACCCCGAUGACUGCGACUUUCGGUCAACAAUCGCACCAGAACCCUAACACCCAUGCGGAUAUGGUGGCCAACGCCACGGCAAUGAAGCUGGCAGCUUUGUCGACAGUGAACAACCGCAUUGCUCUGGAUGACGCGCGCAAGUACCGCCGUGCUCGCUCGAAUGAUGGCCAGGGCAAGAACUCGCAUGGAAACCCGAUGCUCUCCCAGGGCUUGGCUAGCCCAGGCCUGGGUGGACAGCACUUGGUUGCCGGUCAGCUUCUGAAUACUCAGCAGCUGGCGGCUCUGCAGGCUCAGCAACAGGCAGCUAUGGCCGGUAGACGGUCUCGCCCAACAUCGCCCGGUAUUGCUAUGCACGGUGGUGGCUUGACCCCUAUGGGCUUCACCUCACCGCAGAACAAUGGGUUCCUGGCCGCAUACGAUCCCAAUAACCCUCUUAUGGGCAACGGGUUGGGUUCGUUGAACAUUGGACAGUUUGGUCUGGGUAGUGAAGGCUACCUGUCAGACCAUUCAGAGGUUACACGAGGCCGCUCUCCGCGGGGUCGCCGUGGCAGCUCGAAGCCGCCUGAGGACCCCACAGACCCGGCUCUUCUGAAGGAUAUCCCCAGCUGGCUGCGAUCCCUCAGGCUGCACAAGUACACCGACAACUUGAAGGACCUCCAGUGGACGGAACUGGUUGACCUGGAUGACAAAGCCCUGGAAGACCGCGGUGUCAAUGCCUUGGGUGCACGCAACAAAAUGCUAAAGGUCUUUGAGCAGGUCAAGGAGGCCCGUGUUGAUGGCAAAUUCGAAAAUCUGGUUUAA
Penicillium coprophilum is the source of this 1827-nucleotide messenger RNA. RefSeq names its product RNA-binding protein VTS1. The record is from RefSeq and is a predicted model, not a curated record. The transcript is spliced from 3 exons. NCBI's taxonomy places the organism in Eukaryota, Fungi, Ascomycota, Eurotiomycetes, Eurotiales, Aspergillaceae. Gene Ontology annotation, cellular component: P-body. Gene Ontology annotation, biological process: nuclear-transcribed mRNA poly(A) tail shortening; regulation of mRNA stability. Gene Ontology annotation, molecular function: mRNA binding; protein binding; translation repressor activity. The coding region runs from base 1 to 1827 and encodes 608 amino acids.